CGGACUCUAUGAAAGAUAUUAAUGUUUUCUGUGAGAUAUUAACAUUUUAAUACUGUUUUGAAAGUAAAAAUUUAUCGCAAACGCAAAGUUCGCACCAAGACUUUCAAACUGCCUAAACACAGAAGAGUGUAACGCAAACGGUGAAUUGCGGUCAGCUAACAGUUACCAGUCACGGGAAUGUUGGGUUUGAAACAGAGAACCGGACUGUCUGCGGGUUUAUGAGCUUCACUGGCGGACACACAGUUUCUUUAACCAGGGCUAGACACGAUGUCCCAGGUCAAAGCCAAAAAGAAACUGCAUUAUUAUCAAGGACAUGAAAUAGUCAAUUCUGAAUUCAAGAUCGAUAAUGUUUUGACCCUGCAUGACAUUGACAAUCUCUUCGAUGACAUUGAUGCUGACUCUGAGCGGGGUUUGCCUCUGCUUUCUCCCUUGCCCAAAAGCACUGAUGUGAAUAGUCAGAAGAAAAGUGGAAGUUCUUCUAAUCCAGAAAAGAUGAAGGCAUCAUCUAAACAAGUGCCCAAGGAUGCUUUAAUCCAAGAAAAUGGCAUUCAAGAGGAUGAAAUGAUUGAUAAAGAGAGUCCACUUAAAGAAAUCCAUCCACAAUUUGAAACUGUGGAUGGAGUCAGACCUGUUGCUGAUCCUCUUCUCUUUGUUGAGGAUGACGAACCCAUUGGUGGAGACUUAAGCAAGGCGUCCUGCACUCAGCAAUCAGAACCGUUCAAGGAAUCCCUCUAUGGGGAUAGCGGGUCUCUGGCAUCACCACCGGAAAGGCUUGAGUUUAGAAAAACUACUAAAUCAAAUGCUGGUUCCUUAUCAAGGGAUAAAGAUCCAAGCCAACUUUCUCCUGUUUUGGUUCAGAAGAGUGAAACAAAACUUCAGGAGGCGGAGCAAUGCAAGAAUCAGGUGGUGGAGGAUCCAGGCAAAGGAUUGUCUUUCCAGCACAAGCUUAAAAAGGCCUUGAUGCUUAAAUCCCCAUGGAAACAAGGAGCAGUUCCAGCUCCUCCACCUGCAGAUUUAGAGGAGGAUUUCAUGAUCCUAGAUGAUGAGGCUCCUGUUCUUUUUGUCAUUCCUCGCAAGGCGGAGGUCACCAGGAACAAAAGACCUGUCCCAACAGACACCGCAAAGGAGAAUGUUCUUACAGAGCCACACUCUACAGAUCAGCUCUCACAGAGUGAAACAUAUACAACAAAUCACCAUGGGAAGGAUGAUAAAAGAAACACAGUGCAAAUUGAGUUUGGUAUACCAAAAAAAACGAAAGGAAAACGUGGAAAAGCCUCUAAAAAGAGUGGCAAAGACUCUGUGACUCAUGAUAGUGUUGAGGAUGGAGCAGACCUUGCAACUGAAACACUGGAGGACAGAGUUUCUGAUCAGACCUCUUCUCAAACUGUACAGGGACACAAAACAGUGCCAACAGGAAAGAAACGUGCAAACAGAAAGGCACCUGAGCCAGCUGAGCUUUCUGACAAAGAUGAAACAAAUACAGGUGGCAGCCAAGAAAACCCAGUUACUGAGUCUAGAGCCACAAAGAAAUCCUCAAAGUCAUCGAAACAGGAGAGACCAGGGCCAAAAGCUAAGAAGGAAUUCAGUAAAGACACUGCUGCAGCAGAUCAUCACUCCACAAAAUCCAACAAAAAAAGAAAGAAUGACAAAAAUGAGGAAACUGCCCCUAAGACAAAGAAACAAACUUCUAAACAACAAAUAGUGUUGGAACAGAUAGAUGCUUCCUGUGAGGAGCAAGAGCAUGAACCUUUACCUGCCCUCAAUGAGCAAGAGGAGGAACAAACGACAGCUGUGAAUAAACAAUCUUCACACAAGGAAGACGCUGUGGAUUCAGGCAAAAAGCAGAAGAGAAAAGAGACAAAAAGUGUGGAACCAAAACCAAAGGAUCCACCAACAAUAGCAUCUGACAUUUCUUCAGACAGUCCUAUGUGUGGCAGGAGGACGAGGAGAUCUCCAGGAGAGUGGUGGCUCACUAGCCCGAAUGAAAGUACCACAGAGCCUCAGCCAAAGCAAGUGUUGGUUACGGCACAAAGGCGGAAAGCCAGUACUAAAGCAUCAACAAAGCAAGCAGCUGCUGUUGAUUCUGAGGAAACAGUGUCUAUCAGGCCUGCUCAGGGGAAUCAGAAGAAGCAGAAAACUCACAAUCUGUUGGACAGUGCUAAAAAGGCAAUAGCAGGUGACGAUGGACAUAAUGUUGGAGCUGAGCAGAAGACUGCUAAGAAAACAGGUGGUCGAAGGAAACCAAAAUCAGCAGCCACUCAACCUCAAAUGGCAUUGCCAGAAGAGGAAGUGGGAGCUUGUCCGAAUGAGAAUGAUGUAGAAAUUAGUCCAGAAUUGUGUUGUCCUAACAGACAGCACAACGUCCUACCAGGUGAGAAGAGAGUGUUUGACUGGGUCUACUCGCAUGAAACUGGAUCUGCACAGAAACAGACUUCAUCUUCUCUUAGAAAACCAGACAGUUCUGUACCAGACAACGUUCCACAGAAAAGACAAAGAAAAGCUCCUUCCAAUUGGUGGGAGGCGCCGCAGUCUCAGGAACCAGCCGAUGGGCUUCCUACACCUCACAGGCCUCCUCCACAAAAGUCUGAACUAACAAAUACUCCUCUUCGUGGUGUGUUUAAUAAGGACGGAAAUUCAAUGAAAUCACAAAAAACAGAGAAUCAUGCCAGGAACCUAAAAAGAAACAUUACCAACCCAUCAAAGUCAAUCAAACGAUCUUUAGCCUCAAUGAAUGCCAUUUUUGAUUCUCAAAAACCUGAAAACUUGGUAAAAAGUGGACUAAGGUGCAGGAAACAGGGACGCAGAAACCUCCUUCACUCUCUUGAGGACCAGUCAGAUCACUCGAGUGAGAAUAUGGCCCAAAAUGAUGAUCAGCUGCAGGGAAAUGGUCGUGCCUCCUUUGGCAUAACCAGUGGUGUUACCGUGGAGCCGUCAGGGACCAGAAACAAAACAACUGUCCGAGUAUCCAGUGGACCCAACACGUUAUCUGAUGUUGACGUUGCUUUCAGAAGUGGGCCGUCAUCAAUGCUUGAGCUUCAGCGACAUGAUGAAGAGGAUGAUGAUAUUGAUUUGCCAUCGUCUAGAGUGAUGCUGUCGCCGAGAGUGACACCGCAUGAGCCACUGGCUCCACGGGUGUUGGCGCAGUGUGAUCUCUGUGGGCCUCCACUGCAGCCUAUUGUCCUGGAGGAAGAGGAUUGGAACAACCUGCACAAGUGGUUCUCUCACCUGUGGCCCCCAGCCUCUAAAGAUGGGAGAGUUAUUAGUCCUGAUGACUUCCACUGGCACUCCCAUGGAGGCCGAGCAAUGGGCCACGUGGUUGACCUCCAGAGCCACUCUUUCUCACAUGGAAAGAUUCUGCUGGGGUCGUUCAUGAAGAAACCCUCACAGGUGGACCUUGAUACGGUUUCUGUAUUCAGCAUUAUCUCAAGUUGUGUGCGUGUUGAUAUUGAUGGUGUAAGGUCAGUCUACAAUUCUGGACAAGUGUUUAUGAUACCCUCUGGACAUAUGUAUAGCAUCCAAAACCUCUGUCAGGAGCCUGCAGUGCUGAUUUACCACAGUCAAAUGACACAGAGCUGAUUGACAUUGUGCAGUCAGCCUGGCCAGCAGAUACAGGAUCAUAUCUCUCUUCAUCUUUUAAUCGCUCUGACAGCUAACUUGAGUGAUUGCUCUGACCUGUGGUUUGGCCCAGGGACUCGUUUCUUCGAAUCAUGUAAGGUCUAUUUUUACUCCAGCUGUAGCUGUUUGCCCUAUGAACCCCCUUCCUAUUAUCUCAAACAAUUUUGUCUAUAACCAACAUGUGC
Messenger RNA from Sinocyclocheilus grahami, 3800 nucleotides. RefSeq lists its product as uncharacterized. Lineage: Eukaryota; Metazoa; Chordata; Actinopteri; Cypriniformes; Cyprinidae. The transcript has 18 exons. The record is from RefSeq and is a predicted model, not a curated record. The coding region runs from base 268 to 3576 and encodes 1102 amino acids.